Messenger RNA from Gongylonema pulchrum, 300 nucleotides. The record is from the annotation of a GenBank genome assembly. Lineage: Eukaryota; Metazoa; Nematoda; Chromadorea; Rhabditida; Gongylonematidae.
AUGGAGAGCAUUAUUCGUACUGGCCUAAUUAAAGCUAUGGAGAACUGUGAUUCUGGAACGAAUUCCUCGAUUAGUAAUGAGCUAGUCCUGGUGCGCUGUGUUUCCAAUUGCCUCAGGCUGAAAAGAGCCCAUACCAAUGGAGUGGAUAGGACUCUAAAUCAAGGGGUAGCGGACCAUGUUUUCCAGCUGAACCAGCCGCUGGGACGUGCAAAACCCCCACAGCGCAAGGACCGCUCUUACCUCUUUCACGUCACUAUGCUAAAAUCAAGCUACUAUACAUGGCCAGUGAAGAAGGCGUGA